AUGGUGAUGGUGGUGGUGGUGACGGUGGUGACCGUGGUGGAGUUAAAGGUGGUGAUGGUGGAGGUGAUGGUGGUAGAGGUGGUAGUGACAGUGGUGGUAGUUGCAGUGGUGAUGAGGAAACUGAGGUCCAGGGGCCAGGCCAAGGGCCCCCUGGAAGACCUGAGAUGGAGCCCGGGGAUUGGGACACGGUGGGCCUUCCCAGAGCCUGUGGCCCCGCCCUCGCCGCCCUCAGCUGUGCGCAGGCCCGAGCUGCAGGGCUCCAGCGCGGCUCUUCCCCUCUCCGGACUCCCUUUCCCGCCUGUAAAGGCACCACCAUCCCUCUGGCAUGUCCAAGAGAUCAAGUCAGCAACUGGGGUUAAUCCCUUCCGCGGCUUCCCCACCGGGGAUACAGCCCACAGGCCUCCUCGGGAGCCCCCUCUCCGGCCUUUACCCAGCUCCCCAAGCUCCUGGCUCCUCCUUCUGCAGCCUCUCACGGCCUCAGGGCCCCUGCUGAGUCCCUUCUCACCCCGUCACAACCACACCCCCAUCCCUGCUUGGGUCACAGCUUUCCUUCGGGAACCUGCUGCGGGAGCCCCGCCUCUGGGCUCCCCCAGGCCCCCGUGUUCCCUCCGCCAGCAGAGUCGGAUCCUGACAGUCCCAAGGUCUGUUUCGCCCCUGGCUUCCCAGCAGUCCGCCGGCCCCAGGAGGGCAGAGGCCACACUAGCCAGGUACCUGGGAACCUGCAUAUUGACCCAGAAAGAUCCGAGCCUGUCCAAGCCCAUCUGCAGCCCGGUGGCUCUAAGGCCCAGAGGGUUUUCAGGGGACACAGAUGUGCCAACCAGGCCCUUCAGGUUUGGGGCCCACGUCCCCACAGCCGCCAGCCACGCGGGCACACGCCUGGGCGGCCUCCGCGCCCACGCCCCCACACCUGCCCACCUGCCGGCCGGACACGCACGUGCACGCGUGGCACACAUCUACACAGAAAACUCGGGGACGAGGCCGGUGCGGGCAGCAGGGGGGCUCGGGCUAAGACGCGGAACAUCGCCGGUCCCACCACGCGACGCGAGCCACGGCUCCGGCGGCGGGAGGACGGCGGGGGCGGCCUCACGGCCCGGGCAGCCCAAGAUGGGGCCCGACGCGGGCCGGCACCGAGGAGACGGAAGGGGCGGGGAGGGCCGGCUGCGAGCGCGUCGCGCGCGCCCUCUCUCGGCCGUCGGGGGCAGCGCGCCCCGGUCUCUCCGCCCUCCGUCACCGCAGCCCCGCGCCCGCCGCCUGGGCCUGGAGCCCCGGGCGUCCCCAGGGGGCGGGCUCCGGGCUCCGCAGACCCGCUCCGGGCGGCGGGUCCGGGCCAGGCGGGCCGGCCAGGGGGCGAGGGCGCCAGGGGAGGCCGCCGGGCCCCGGUCGCUCUCCCGGCCGUGCCCGGGGCCCGCUCUGCCUGGCCCCGCGGUUGUGCCCGCAGGCGCGGAGCCGCCGCGGUACCUGCCCGACCCGGCCGCCGCAGACCGAGCGCGCCGCAGACCCAGCCCUGGGAUCUCGGGGCGAGCGUGCAGGGGCGGGUCGGAAAGGCCCUGGGAAAGCAUCACCCACGCCCCCAUUUUCCGGACGCGGCAACCGACGCCCGGAGAGGGGCAGGAGCCUGGGGGCAAGGAAACAGACUUGGAGGCUGAGCAACUUGGCGGCGCCCCCUCCCCGGCCAGGGGAUCCGGAGGAGGGCGGCAUGAUGGCGAAGGCGACGAAAUCGCCUCCUCUCCGCCCCCGCGCGGGACCGCGGCGGGAACAAGCGCCCUUCUCGGCGAUCAGAGGCGGCAAACUCCGCGCUCGCGCCCCCCGCCCGCGGGGGACCCGCGGAGCCGCGCGCCGCCCUGGCGCAUUCCCGCCGGCCUCGGGGCUCGGCGCGCAACAAGUCUGAAGGCUGCGCCGGGAAACCAAGAGCGAGCGGAGAAGGAAGCGCCGGGCCGGGCGCGGGGCCCCAGGCGCUCCGGGAUCCCCGAACGCGCGCAUCGCCCGCCUCCGGGCAGCAGGCGCGGGCGGCGGGAGCGCCAGCUGACUCCGCGGCCUCCGCGGUCUACACCCCCUCCCAAGGCCGCGACUCUCCCGAGCUCCCGCCCCCUCCUUCGCCGGCUUGACCUUGCUCGGGUACUCAAAGCCGGCCCCGCCGGCACCCCGGCGUCCGGGCACAGAGUUUGGCGGCCGCCCGCGAUCGGGGAAGGAGCGGCUCCCCCCUCGAACCUCCCCCACGGCCUCUUCGGCUGCGGGGUUAGCCGAGAAAUGGAAGGCAUGUGGGUUCUGGGCGAUGGUAUGGCCGCCUCACCAGACCCCAGCCCCCCGAUAGCGCCUCCCGGAUAUGAAAAGGGUUCCCCGCUCCCGUGCCUUCCCGCCGCGCCCGCGUGGCCGCUGCUCUUCCCCGCGGCGGCUCUCGCUCCGAGGGGGCGUGUGUUUGUGUCCAUGGCGGAGGGCACCAAGGGUCUCCGUGGGUCCCGAGGGUGGGGUGGAAGCGUGGACCCAAGUGGCUCCUGUGGGGCCGGGGUUCGGGUCGUCCACCCACACGCCUGCACGCCUUUCAACUCCUCGGGAGUUGCAGCCAAGGAGUCAGCCCCAGACCCGGCGGAGCGGGCCGUGCUGGGGGCGGCGCGGGGAGGGGGGAGAGGGAGCGGCGCGGCCCGGCCCGGCCUAGGGACCCAGGCUCAGAGCCACAGGCUCGGAGGAGCCCCCUCCCCCCGGCCGCCUCGCUCCGCGAAGAUUCCCAGCUUCGUCGCCCCCUCCCGAGGCCCCAGGCCUGCUCGGUCCAGCCCGGGGGGCCUCGGGGACCAUGGGGAGAGGAUGCUCGGCCGGGCCCAGAGCCCCCAGCCACCCCCGGGAGGGGGCGGGGGCCGCGCUCAUUCCUCGAGGCAGCUCCGCGGCUCCGAGCGAACGGCGGACACCGAAGCUGGGCGGCCUCUGCCCGCUGGGGACGUGGACCGCGCAGUGCCAGGAGCGGGCCGCAGCUUCUCCCCGGGAGAGCGCAGGGCCGCCCCAAAGUUCGGAGCGGCUUAUCGGCCUGGGCCGGCCGACCGAAUGGAAAAGGAAGAUGAGGAGGGAAGGAGCCCGGCGGUUGUAUGUUGA
Messenger RNA from Choloepus didactylus (southern two-toed sloth), 3081 nucleotides. Its product is annotated as collagen alpha-1(III) chain-like. Bases 1 to 3081 code for a protein of 1026 amino acids. The record is from RefSeq and is a predicted model, not a curated record. The transcript has 6 exons. Lineage: Eukaryota; Metazoa; Chordata; Mammalia; Pilosa; Megalonychidae.